Molecule: messenger RNA, 2141 nt
Organism: Microtus ochrogaster (prairie vole)
Lineage: Eukaryota; Metazoa; Chordata; Mammalia; Rodentia; Cricetidae
Gene: Pnrc2
Product: proline rich nuclear receptor coactivator 2
Source: RefSeq, a predicted model, not a curated record
GGGUCGCCGGCCCUCUUCCGCGCUCGCAGGAGCCUCCAUUUUGUCGGUAAAGCAGGAGGCUGGUCGAGGACAAACUGUGCUCUGUGAGUCGCUCGUGGGCAGUGUUUGAUCCGCGAAUCGUUUCUCCCUGUUAAGGGAGGGAGGUUUGGAGGUCGAGAGGGAGUUGCCGCCACCGCCCGAACUCGAAGUCGUUAGGACUUCUCUCAGACUUGUGUGCUGAGGAGACUCGAUGUUGGCCUCAGCUCCCAGGCUGAAAUCAGCAGAUUGGCUCAUGAAAACUUAUGUAUUGAGACAAAGGAAAGGAUCUAGCAGAAAGCAACAUCUCUUAUCCUGGGCUUGGCAGCAAGGAAGAGGACAAGUAGUGGAGAUCCUGCAAUCUGAGAAGCAGACUGAAAGGUGACAAAGAAGCUCAAGAUGGGUGGUGGAGAGAGGUAUAACAUUCCAGCCCCUCAAUCUAGAAAUGUUAGCAAGAGCCAACAACAGCACAACAGACAGAAGACCAAGGAUCAGAAUUCCCAGAUGAAGAUCGUUCAUAAGAAAAAAGAAAGAGGACAUGGGUACAGUCCAUCGGCAGCUGCAUGGCAGGCCAUGCAGAAUGGGGGAAAGAACAAGAGUCUUUCUAACGACCCAAAUUGGAAUGGUAGCUUAACAAGUCCAAGCUUGCUUUUUAAGUCUCAGGCUAACCAGAACUAUGCUGGAGCCAAAUUUAGUGAACCACCAUCACCAAGUGUUCUGCCCAAGCCACCAAGCCACUGGGUUCCUGUUUCAUUGAACCCUUCAGAUAAGGAAAUGAUGACAUUUCAACUUAAAACCCUACUUAAAGUACAGGUUUAAAUCUAAGUACUAAUUUUAAAUUUUGUGAUGUUCAUAUGUAGCCAUGAGUUGGUUUGACUUUAGAGAAUUUUUAUAAAACUAAUUCAUAACUAUAAGCAGACAUCUGAUUUAUGUCCUAUGUACACUAUAUUAUAAUAGUGUCAUAAUUUAAGUAGCUAUUCCUACUUGGUAGUUUUGCUAACCAAAUUCAAGCUUAGAUUUGGAGAACAGUAACCAGCUUUUUAUUGUCUAGUGGAAAACAAAAAAAAAAGGAAAUCAGACAGUAAGCAUUUAGCUAAUAAGAUAUAAAGGCUGCAAACAAGGCGCAUAGUUCAAUUACAUGUUCUAGAAACACCCAAACCCUAACACCACAGGCAUCUUUUCAAAUAGCUGCCUCUUAUUGGAAUGAGGUGAAGUAGAUGAUAGUGCUCAUUUCUUAUGCACUGGAUAAGCAUCAUAUACAAAAUCUUUUACAUUUCUAUUCAGUAGCUUCCUACAAAGCUUGCUUGAAGCAGGGAAUUGUGUAUGUGAAAAUUAAAUACCUAGGGAAGAAAAAAGCCAUGUAAAUACAUGUAAUAAGCUUGUAACAUAUGUAAAGUUUUCCUUCCCUUUAUUCUGCAAAAAGAAAAAAAAACACAACUUAUUUUUAAUGUGAAUUUGCUGGUGAAUAAGACUAUGAACUGUUUUUAUACUAUGGCCUAAUUUUAAAGGUCUCCAGUUUUCAAGAUUGCCCUUGUGCUUAAGUGCCAGUGUAUCAAUGUAAGUGGUGAUUGUAACCCAUACAAAGUUCACUGUUGUAUUAAGUUUUUAUAUUGAAAGGCUUUAAGCUGCCAAGACAUUUCCUGUUUUUAAGAAGAGAUGUAAGAUGCAGCCAGAUUCUCUUCCUGAUCUUUUUUUUUUUUUUUUGGUUUUUCGAGACAGGGUUUCUCUGUGGCUUUGGAGCCUGUCCUGGAACUAGCUCUUGUAGACCAGGCUGGUCUCGAACUCACAGAGAUCCGCCUGCCUCUGCCUCCCGAGUGCUGGGAUUAAAGGCGUGCACCACCACCGCCCGGCUCUUCCUGAUCUUUUUAAACCCAAAGAUUCAUUGCCCUUAUCAAAUCAUGAAAGUGAUUAUUUAAGUUUAAAUAAUUUAUGCAAAGCAAUCUCUAGCAUGUUAGCCCAAACACAAGUUACUUUUAAGUGCUUGAGCAAAAUAACCAAUUUGUAUUUCCUCAAUUAAGUUCAGACCAGAUACUGUCCAAAUCAAAACAGUGUAAUAAAGGACAAGUUCAUAAAAUUAUGAUCUGAUUUUGAAGUAUGAAAUUAAGAAAUAAAACUUUUCCUCCCCA